AUGGAGAGGCUUUGUGGUACAAUGGUCCAAGAGGUUUUUGAACUCACCGGUUAUGACAGGGUGAUGAUGGCCUAUAAAUUUCAUGAUGAUGAUGAUGAUCAUGGAGAAGUGGUCUAUGAAAUUACGAAGCCUGGCCUGGAGAGCCAUAUCUGGGUUUGCAUUUAUGAAGAAGCACGCGGCUCAGGUGGGAACUCCUUUUUGCGAACCCCUAUUUGCGGCUCCAUCUCAGCCAUCAAAGUGAUCUCAAUGGCUGGAGAGAAAAAGAGAGCUUACAAUAGAAAUGUGAAGGAGUUGAGUCUUAUUCAAUCUGUCUCCACCGAUAAUAGCUCUGUCAAUGAGUUGUCGAGCUGCCAUUGUGCUGCUGGUUUUGCAUCAGUGGAUUUUAUUAUUUGGAACUUAAUAACUGAGACCAAAGGUUGUGCAAAUUCCAUGCGGUGGAUGGAGUCGUCCUCAUUCCUAUUAUCUUGGAUGAAAUCAUUUAUAUUCAUAGGCAGUGGGUGCUUGAUGGUGAAAGGAAGAUACUCUCCAGGAAUUUGCAUAUGCAAUUCCAUGGGGGUGAGAUGCAUUCCCUAUGCUUUGUCCCAUAAAGAUUUCAACCUGGGGUAUAUGGGAAGCACAACCUCUUCUCUACAUCUAGUUGGAUUGCAACUGGGUGUGAAGAUAGAACUGUGA
Messenger RNA from Prunus armeniaca (apricot), 672 nucleotides. The record is from the annotation of a GenBank genome assembly. Lineage: Eukaryota; Viridiplantae; Streptophyta; Magnoliopsida; Rosales; Rosaceae.